AUGAGUAUACCGCCACAGACUGUGUUCCUGGGUGUCCUCAUCCUCCUUGCUGUGCUUCAAGCAACUGAGGCAGGCCCCUACGGCGCUAACAUGGCGACAGCCUGCUGCCGUGAUUACGUCACAUACCGUAUGCCCUGCGCGGUGAAACACUUCUACUGGACCUCAGACUCCUGCCCGAGGCCUGGCGUGGUGUUGCUAACCUCCAGGGAUAAGGAGAUCUGUGCCGAUCCCAGAGUGCCCUGGGUGAAGAUGAUUCUCAAUAAGCUGAGCCAAUGAAGAGCCUACUCUGAUGACCAUGGCCUCGGCUCCUCCAGGAAGGCUCAGGAGCCCUACCUCCCUGCCAUUA
Molecule: messenger RNA, 346 nt
Organism: Chlorocebus sabaeus (green monkey)
Lineage: Eukaryota; Metazoa; Chordata; Mammalia; Primates; Cercopithecidae
Gene: CCL22
Product: C-C motif chemokine ligand 22
Biological process (GO): inflammatory response; positive regulation of GTPase activity; antimicrobial humoral immune response mediated by antimicrobial peptide
Cellular component (GO): extracellular region
Molecular function (GO): chemokine activity; CCR chemokine receptor binding
Source: RefSeq, a predicted model, not a curated record